Messenger RNA from Ilex paraguariensis (yerba mate), 5795 nucleotides. The record is from the annotation of a GenBank genome assembly. NCBI's taxonomy places the organism in Eukaryota, Viridiplantae, Streptophyta, Magnoliopsida, Aquifoliales, Aquifoliaceae.
GGAACAAGAGGGAUUACAGCUGAUGGUAGAUUGAUUAUGCAAUUAUGUCGAGAAUCACUAAGUGGAAGCUUGAGAAGACGAAAGUAAAAGUCGUCUUUCGGCUGCAAUUUCAUGCUACACAUAUUCCACAAAGUGGAUGGGACAAGUUAUUUAUAACUUUCGUUCCUACUGAUUCUGGAAAGACAACAGCAAAAACAACUAAAGCAAAUGUGAGAAAUGGAACAUGCAAAUGGGCAGAUCCUAUCUAUGAAACUACAAGGCUUCUCCAAGAUACAAGAAGCAAACAAUAUGAUGAAAAGCUCUACAAACUUGUCGUGGCCAUGGGUUCUUCACGGUCUAGCGUUCUUGGUGAGGCUAUUAUCAACCUAGCUGAUUAUGCUGAUGCGUCGAAGCCCUCUGCUGUUGCACUUCCUCUUCAUGGAUGUAACUCUGGAACUGUAUUACAUGUAACUGUUCAGUUGCUAACUUCUAAAACUGGAUUCAGAGAAUUUGAGCAGCAAAGGGAACUUAGAGAGGGGGGGUUGCAGACAGGCAACGAUCUACAUAGGGGUGAUGAAUCUGGUAGUGGCAAAGUAUCAUCUUCAGAAGAGAUUGCCAAGGAUCAGGUCCAUGAAAGAGUUCGAUUCAAACCAGAAUCAAAAGAGCUCCCUUCACUUGAAGAAGAAGUAGGGUUAACUGAAGAAUAUGCAGACUCAGCUGUCGGAUUUGAUGGCUCAUCCAAUACUUCCGGAAGUCUGUAUGCUGAAAAGCAUGAUACCUGCAGUACACAUGAAAUUGAUAGCCUUAAGAGUACAGUAGCUGGUGAUUUAAGUGAUCUGCCCUAUUUUCAAAGCCCUCAGACAGAGAAAGAAGAUGCAUCUGAUCAUCGAAUCUUGGCACAGGGGAGUAUCGAUUCAGUUCACGGUUGGGGUUCAGACUACUCGAUGGAUAAUGACUUGGCUACUUCUUAUGAGGAGAAUAGUAGACUUAGAGCAAGCCUGGAAAUGGCUGAGUCAUCUAUUUUCGAGCUUAAGCUUGAGGUAAUGUCUUUGCAAAGUCAUGCUGAUGAAAUAGGUGUUGAAACUCAGAAGUUAUCCCAUCAACUUGCUGCUGAGAUAACUUCAGGUGCAGAACUGGUGAAACAAGUUUCUGUGCUGAAAUCAGAAUGUUCAAAGUUCAAAGAGGAUCUUGAAAAGCUUACAAAUCUGAACUUAAGCCCUCAAAUUACCAGUGAAAAAACUAGUCACCCGGAGCAUGAUCUCUUAUUUCAAGAUACACAGCAAACAUGGCUAAAGGACCUUUUUGUUGUGGAGGACAGGUUAAGAAAGCUUCAAAAUAAGGCAUCCCUCGGUUUCCAUGAAUUCGACUUCACUUUUCUCCAAUCAGAGCUAGAGGCAUUGCUCUGUGUUCUGCAGGAUCUCAAACAUGGAACAGAGCAUGCCAUACCCUUGCCAGAUGUACCAUUGAAGAGAAUGAAUUUAGAAGCCAGAGAAAUGAGUUUACAUAAGUACGAACAAAUUGUUCCAGGAAUGGGAUCUGAUUUGGACUUGUACCAGCCAGAAAGUAUAUGUCCUCAGUUAAGCAUUGGCAGCCUAGUUUCUCAAGAAUAUGACCCUGUAGGUGCUAGUGAUGCAAUGAAAGGCAAAAUAUUUGAGCUUCUAAGGGAAUUAGAUGAGGCAAAAGUUGAAAGGGAAAGCCUAACAAGAAAAAUGGAACAGAUGGAGUGCUACUAUGAGGCUCUCAUUCAGGAGCUAGAAGAAAAUCAGAAACAACUAUUAGGAGAGUUGCAGAAUCUCAGAAACGAGCAUUCUACUUGCCUGUACACAAUGGCUACCCACAAAACUGAAAUGGAAUCAAUUCGACACGAUAUGAAUCAGCAAAUAUUAAGAUUUGCUGAAGAGAGAUGUGAUUUGGAUGCCCACAAUAAGGAGCUUGAAAGAAGGGCUAUUUCUUCAGAAGCAGCAGUUAGAAGGGCCCGCUUGAAUUACUCUAUUGCGGUGGAUCAGUUACAAAAGGAUCUUGAACUACUUUCUUCCCAGGUUGUGUCUAUGUUUGAGACUAAUGAGAACCUCAUGAAGCAAGCCUUUUCAGACACUUCCCAACCCUGCUUCCAAGGAUGCCUGGAUGCUGUGCAAACUCCAGAAUAUCCUGAUGCUAUUAAACUCUGGUCAUGUCAAAAUCAAAAAGCAGGAUUGAAGAAACAAUUCUUGGGUGGAGAUAUCCUUUCUGAGGACUUAAAAAAAUCACUCUCCUUGCAGAAAGAGCUUUUCCAGAAGGUUGAAGAAGAACUUGGCGAAAUGCAUUCAGUAAAUAUACUCUUGGAUGUGUUUUCAAAAACUCUGCAAGAAACAUUGAUUGAGGCAAAUGCUAGCAUUGGACUCAUGAAGGAUAAAAUGGAUGAACUUGGACAGCAGUUAGAGCUUUCAACUGAGUCCAAGAAUAUGUUAAUGGUAAGGUUGCAGGCUUCCAUGGAUGAUGUUGACACUCUAAAUGAGUACAAGGCUAGUUACAUUGCCAGGUGCAGUGAUUUGGUUCUGCAGAAUCAAAUUUUAGAGGCAAAUCUAGAAAAUGUUUCCAAGGAAAAUUGUCUCCUUACACACAAGAUCACUGAAUGGGAAUCACUCAUGGUGGAAUACAGAAGUAAUGAAAGCAAAUACGAAGCUUGUUCUGCUGAAAAAUCAGAGCUGGCGACUUUAUUGAGACAGGAAACUCUGAAAAAUGCCAAUCUUCAAAAAGAAAUGUCCUUUUUAAACCAAGAGGCAAGAACUUUCAAAGCUGAAUUCGACGAGUUGGCUUGUUCUAAGGACAACCUGCAGAAACUCGUCAACUUUGUGCAAGAUAGGUUGGGUAGUAUGUUGGCAGCUUUUGACACACAAUAUAGUGGACUGUCUCUCUCUAGUAAUUCUGUGGCUUUGGAUUCAAAGAUCGAGGAUUUCAAAGGGACCAUUUUGCAUUUGGAAGAGAUCCAGCAUAAUGCAUGUAGAAAGAUUCUUCAACUGAUGGAAGAGAAGAAGGACCUAGAGAGUGAAAAAGAUAUUGCUCAGGUGUCCUUGAGCACUGCUCGGUCAGAAAAUCUGGUCAUGACGCAGAAGUUUAAAAAUGAUAUGCAGGAUAUGGUAACUAAAUUAGAUAUGUCCAAUGCUCUUGUGGAAAAGCUUCAGUUGGAGCUUGAAUCUGUUGCUAAUAAACUCUACAUCAGCUCUGAAGUUGAAGAACAAUAUGCACACCAGAACAAAGAGCUUUUGGCUAAUCUUGCUCUUUUGGAAGUUGAGCUGCAACAAUUGACUUCUAAAGAUGGGAAUCUUGCUCAAGAGAUCUUGGGAUUAGAUGCCCUAGCUGAGGAAAUUGGAAGGAGUCAGACAACCAUUGCUAAGUUAAUACUGGAAAAGCAAGAUCUUAUGAUCUCCUUACAGGGUAAAACUGAGGAGUCUGUCAAGCUUGCAUCAGAGCUUGGCAGUCUGAAUGAAACUUUGAGAUAUCUGCAGGAUGAGUUGCAUGUUGAGAGAGGCAUCAGAGACAAACUAGAGAGUGCAGUUAUCAAUCUUAAUUCUCAAUUGGAUGAGAAGCACGACAAGUUGCUCCAUUUUGACCAGCUGAAAGCUGAACUGUUGCAUUUCAGGCAACUGGCAUCUGAUUUGGAAUUAGAAAAAUCUAGAGUUUGCCAUCUUUUGCUUCAGCAUGAGGAGUGUUUAGACAAGCUUCAAGAAGAGUCUUCUAGUCUAACGAGUCUGGAAAGUCAGCUAUCAGAAAUGCAUGAAUAUUCAAUAGCUGCAGAUGUUAGACUUACUUUUGUCACAACUCAGCACGAAAACCUAAUUGAGGAGCUCUUGCAGCAUCUUCAAUCUUCAGAUGGGCGCCUCAAGGUGCUUCAAAAACAGUAUCUUGAUGUGGAGGGAAUGUUUAAUCGCUCUGUUGAAUGUGAGGCCCAUUACAUUGAAGAAAUUGCAAAUUUGACGUCAACUCUGGAAUCCCAAAGAUCUGAAUUAGAAGCCUCUGUUGCUCAGACUAGGGUCCUAUCAGAUUCAGAAAGUAUUAUGACCGUUCAACUUGAGGCAUACAAGAUGAGGUUUUCAACAAUGGAAAUUAGGUUUUCCGAGGAUAAAACCCAGCAUGCUCUUGAGGUAGAACAGCUGAAGCACAGGCUUGCGGAUGCUGAGGAAGAGAUUGUUAACCGGAUGUUCUCAAAGGAAGGACUGGAAAUCACAGUGAUAGUCCUUAAAUCCAAACUGGAUGAGCAACAUAGUCGUAUAACCUCACUGCAUGAACAUAAUGAUGAACUGAUGAUGCUGCAGACCAAGUGUAAUGAGCUUACCCGUAAGCUUUCCGAACAGGUUCUGAAGACGGAAGAGUUUAAGAACAUAUCCAUUCAUUUGAAGGAGCUUAAAGACAAGGCUGAAGCAGAAUGUCUCCAGGCUCGCGAAAAAAGAGAAUCUGAAGGACCAUCAGUUGCUAUGCAAGAUUCGUUGCGAAUUGCCUUCAUCAAAGAACAAUAUGAGACGAAGCUGCAAGAACUGAGGCAACAACUUUCUAUUUCCAAAAAACAUGGAGAGGAGAUGCUCUGGAAACUACAAGAUGCCAUUGAUGAAAUUGAGAAUAGGAAGAAAUCUGAAGCUUCUCACUUGAAGAGAAAUGAAGAGCUAUCACUAAAAAUCUUGGAAUUGGAGGGUGAAUUACAGUCAGUACUUUGCGACAAGCGUGAAAAAUCCAAAGCUUAUGAUCGAAUAAAGGCAGAAUUGGAAUGUGCACAACUAAGCCUUGAAUGUUGCAAGGAAGAAAAAGAAAAGCUUGAAGUCUCUUUACAAGAAUGCAACACUGAGAAGUCUAGGAUUGCUGUUGAGCUUACCUUGGUAAAAGGAAUGAUGGAGAAUUGUGCAGUUUCUAUUGAUAUUCAAAAGGAAGGAAAUGGUGGGUUGGAAAAAGUUGAGCAUAUGUCUAAAGAUUUGACUCCGGUGGAUGGUACUCUAAGUUUUGGAAGAAUAAAAGAGGAUGUUCUUGUGAAUGGUCCAACUGGAAACCCCUUCGGCAAGUACUUGGACCAAGAUAGUUUGAUGAACAGUGAAGCAGUAGAAGUUAGAAGCUCUAUUCUGGUCAGUGAAGGUGUGCAUUCCACUGAACCCAUGAAUGUGCCACCCAUAGUGGAUGUCAUGUCUAAAAGUGUACAUGGAAUUCCAGAGCGCUCACUUCUAGAUCAAGGAAACUUGGCACACAGUAGUCCAACGAAUGUAGUUGUUAUCAAUGAUCACUUCAGAGCUCAAAGUUUGAGGUCCAGUAUGGAGCACCUACAUGAAGAGCUCGAAAGGAUGAAAAACGAGAACUCCUUCAUUCCAGAGGAUUUUCAUUUUGACCCAGAUUUUCAAGGUUUGCAGAGUGAACUCCUUCAAUUGGACAAGGCAAAUGAAGAGCUGGGAAGCAUAUUCCCAUCAUUUAAUCAAUUUUCGAGCAGUGGGAAUGCAUUAGAAAGGGUGCUUGCAUUGGAAAUUGAGCUUGCUGAAGCAUUGAGGGCAAAAAAGAAAUCAAGCAUUCAUUUCCAGAGUUCUUUCCUAAAACAACAUAGCGAUGAGGAAGCGGUACUAAAAAGCUUCAGAGAUAUCAAUGAGCUGAUUAAAGACAUGUUGGAACUCAAGGGAAGACAUGCUGCUGUGGAGGUUGAGCUGAAAGAGAUGCACGAUCGUUACUCUCAAUUAAGCCUCCAAUUUGCCGAGGUUGAAGGGGAGAGACAGAAACUCAUGAUGACCCUCAAGAACGUUCGAGCUUCCAGGAAACUCUUACAGUUAAAUCGCUCCUCCUCGGCCACUCUAGUGGAUCACCCCUCGUAA